This is a messenger RNA of Peniophora sp. CBMAI 1063, 1707 nucleotides long. Lineage: Eukaryota; Fungi; Basidiomycota; Agaricomycetes; Russulales; Peniophoraceae. The record is from the annotation of a GenBank genome assembly.
AUGGCCACCGAUAACUGCCCCGCCUGGGUCUGGGAGAACGCUGGCGUUCCGAGCGCAAAGGAUGCACUUUCCUUGCCCGAGGGCGCGGACUGGAUUUCCCCGCAUGCAUCCGUAGUCGAGCUCUGCGCCACGCCCUUCCCGAGCGCCUUGACCCCGCAGAUGACGGAGAAGUGGAACAGCAUGGACGACCACGCUCUCGACCCCCUCUUCACGAUGCAACCGCCGGCUAACUGCGAUCUCGCCUUCGUCCGCGCCAUCCCCCCUCCACCACAGAACAUAGUGCAGAGGCUCGCCUCGUUGGCACCCAACUAUGUCCGCAUGGGCUGCCUCUCCAUCAAAACGGAGUACCUCGUACCCGCGCCAACAGUUAUCACAGUCCCGUUGUGGAUCAUCACUCUCUGGACAUCGUACUACCACAUACAACCUCACUAUCAAUGCUGGAACAGCGCCAUGAUAACAUAUAUGGAGAUUCGCUCCAAAAAGGUGGGCAAUGGCUCCAGCACGAUGCCACUGUCCGUCGAGACUAUGCAGGCUUUGCGUGCUACACCGUGGUCUCGGGCGCUACGCGGCUUUCCCGAGUUGCCUAAAAGCGAGACGCCACUCACCAUUCUUUGCGCGUUUCUCACCCAGGCUUGGCUUGACGACAAGCAGAUGGCUGUGUUACUCGCGCUGACGAGACUGCGCCUUCUGAUGCACUCUUCGUCUACAUUCAAGACCCUCCAAUCAUCAUUUUUCUUUCCGAAAUUGGAGCAGAUCUACAAAGAACGCGAACUCUACGGGCGCGAGACCACCUGGGUCUACAAGCUCGGUACCGAACUCUCGGCAAGCAAGGGUCUGUUGGCGAUGCCGGUCAACAUCGGGCAACUGCACUGGGUGGCAGUUACCAUUGACUUUGCCAGCCAUGAAGUGCGUCACGGAGACUCGCUUGGUGGCGACAUCCCUCGCUCCGUACGCGACAUUCUGCGCUGGUGGACGGAAGCCCAUGCGGGAAGCCCGUUCAAAAUCCGCACCCUGCCUAUCACCCGCCAGAGCGACGGUUUUAGCUGCGGUAUUCUCGUCGCUAAUGCGCUGUCUCAUGCGCUGCUCGGUGAUCGUCUACUGUCCUCGGACUUGGCCGGGAAACAAGAGGCCGUCGAUCAACGUUUGCGCGCUCUCAUCGAGGUUCUCCGCAGGCACAACAGCCACGUCACCUCGAAUACGGAUGCAAAGACUCCGGUGCCAGUUGCGCUUGCGCCAUUGCAGGAUAAUGAACUCUUCGCAUUGCUCGAAGCUCGUGCACGUGCCGAAAUAGAGCGGCUUGCCCUUGAACAUUCUCGGUUGACUGAGCAGUUGCGCAGUCGGAUGGUGCAGCCUGAGACUGAAGUGCCCGUAGUUGACCUGUCCUCGGCUUGGGAAGGACCGAUACAUGACCUUCAAUCUCUCCCCGAGAGAGAGGAACUCGCGUGCUUGAACCAAAAGUUGCAGCAUAUCACCUUGCUCAAAGAGGCAGAACAGAAGAGAACAGACGAAUAUGUUGAGGAGACCUUGAAUGAUGCUUGUAAGACAGGCAUAGUGCAGUCGUGGUCAAGACCUACAAUGCACGAGGACUUGGAAAGAUGUCUCAAUGCACAUCAUGCGGCUAUUUCGGCUCGCAAGCUAGAGCUUGAGGCCGAUUUGGCUCAUGAGAAGGCAAAGCUCUCGACGAUCGAGCAAUUGUUCUCGGAAUAA